AUGCUCCCAUACAUCCUCUGGAUCUUUUUCUUGGCAGUUUUGAAAGCAAGAGGGGAGCUGCCAUUCAUUGCAGAAAACAAUGCAGCUAUGAUGGUGAACUGGAAUGCAGUUGAAGAGAACAAAAAAUUGUAUGCAAUUUAUGACACAAGCGUGAAUGAUCCGGGGAACAUGUCCUUCGUGAAAGAAACUGUGGAUAAAUUGUUGAAAGGCUACGACAUUCGCCUCCGGCCGGAUUUUGGAGGACCUCCUGUGUGCGUGGGGAUGAACAUAGACAUUGCCAGUAUCGACAUGGUUUCUGAAGUCAACAUGGAUUAUACCUUAACAAUGUAUUUUCAACAAUAUUGGAGAGAUAAGAGACUAGCCUAUGCUGGGAUACCUCUCAACCUUACGCUUGAUAAUCGAGUGGCAGAUCAACUCUGGGUGCCCGACACUUACUUUUUAAAUGACAAGAAGUCAUUUGUGCAUGGAGUUACAGUGAAAAAUCGAAUGAUUCGCCUUCAUCCAGAUGGAACAGUGCUGUAUGGCCUCAGAAUCACAACUACUGCAGCUUGUAUGAUGGACCUGAGAAGAUACCCAUUAGAUGAACAAAACUGUACUCUGGAAAUAGAGAGCUAUGGUUAUACAACAGAUGACAUAGAAUUUUACUGGAGAGGUGGAGAUAAUGCAGUCACAGGAGUAGAGAGGAUCGAGCUUCCGCAGUUCUCCAUUGUGGAAUACAGACUGGUGUCAAAGAAUGUUGUCUUCGCCACAGGUGCGUAUCCAAGACUCUCACUGAGCUUUAAGUUAAAGAGAAAUAUUGGAUACUUUAUUCUUCAGACCUACAUGCCCUCUAUACUGAUUACCAUUUUAUCAUGGGUGUCAUUCUGGAUCAAUUAUGAUGCAUCAGCAGCAAGAGUUGCCCUUGGAAUUACAACUGUGCUGACUAUGACAACAAUCAACACUCAUCUUCGGGAGACUUUGCCUAAAAUUCCCUAUGUUAAAGCCAUUGACAUGUAUCUUAUGGGCUGCUUUGUAUUUGUCUUCUUGGCCUUACUUGAAUACGCCUUUGUCAAUUACAUCUUCUUUGGAAAAGGCCCUCAAAGGCAGAAGAAACUUGCAGAAAAGACAGCAAAGGCAAACACUGACCGCUCAAAAUUUGAAGGCAACCGGGUGGAUGCCCAUGGAAACAUUUUGCUAACAUCUCUUGAAAUUCACAAUGAAGUGGCAAGCCAUGAGGUUACAACCAGCGUUACUGAUGCUAGGAAUUCAACGAUAUCCUUUGACAACUCAGGAAUCCAGUACAGAAAACAAAGCGCGCAUCGGGAAAGCUUUGGAAGGCGUACAAUGGAUAGAACAGUGCCCCACAGCAAGAAGAGCCAUUUACGGAGGAGGUCUUCACAGCUAAAAAUAAAAAUCCCUGAUCUAACGGAUGUGAAUGCCAUAGACAGAUGGUCGCGGGUGGUGUUUCCAUUCACAUUUUCUCUUUUCAACUUAAUUUAUUGGUUAUAUUAUGUUAACUGA
Messenger RNA from Emys orbicularis (European pond turtle), 1500 nucleotides. It is a transcript of the gene GABRB3, whose product is annotated as gamma-aminobutyric acid type A receptor subunit beta3. Gene Ontology annotation, cellular component: synapse; plasma membrane; neuron projection. Lineage: Eukaryota; Metazoa; Chordata; Testudines; Emydidae. Bases 1 to 1500 code for a protein of 499 amino acids. The transcript is spliced from 10 exons. The record is from RefSeq and is a predicted model, not a curated record. Gene Ontology annotation, biological process: nervous system process; chemical synaptic transmission; regulation of membrane potential. Gene Ontology annotation, molecular function: extracellular ligand-gated monoatomic ion channel activity; neurotransmitter receptor activity; chloride channel activity.